UUACUUUUUUUUGCUUGUCAUUUGUUUUAGCUUGAUGGCUGUGAUCGGUUUCAGUACAGCUAGAAAUGCAUGCCAAAUUUUCUAAACUGGCUUGAUUACUUGUCUUAAUAUUUCUCUACGUCAAGUUUAACAAUUCUACCUUAUUUAUGGAGGGUUAACUAUAAAGAACUUGCCUUUUCAGCUUUGCUUGUUAAUAAUUUGAAGCAUUUGAUGGAAAUUGAUCCAUUAGUUCUGGCUCAGAUUGUUCUAUGGCUUCUGGACAGCCACUAAUGGAUAUUGAUCCAGACAAUAAAUAUCAUACUAGAAAAGUUGAAGUUGGUAUAGAUGACAAAACUAGCUUGGCAAAAUCAGAUGGGAUGAGUUCAAGGUGCAUAAAUAACAGUGGGGAAAUAGUUGGUGAGAGAAGCACUCUGUUGGAUGAACAAACCAAGCCAAUGAACCUUGAGGAUGUAGAAGUUGACAUAACUACAUAUAAAAAUAUUAAUGAGACCAAAUCAGCAGAACCUGAAGAUCCAGAUGCAACUGAAUAUUCAAGCUCAUUUGCCGACACUCCUGAUGAUACCGAGAAGUGUUCUGGAAUAAGUGAAACUGAAGUAGAAUCACAAUUUUUUGAUGACAGUGAUUUGGCAUCCCCAUAUGAUGCAUUCAGUAGCAUUUUUCAAACAAGGAAGAAGAAGUUAACAAAUCAUUGGAGGAGCUUUAUACGUCCUCUGAUGUGGCGUUGCAAAUGGACAGAACUGAAAAUUAAGGAAAUUGAGUCUCAAGCAUUGAAAUAUGCCAAAGAACUUACAGCAAAUGAACAGAGAAAACAUUCACAAAUCUAUCAAUCUACACGUGAAGAUUCUUGUUCGAAGUCAUUACCAUUUUCAAAUCAAUGUUAUAGAAGAAGGGCCAUAAAGAGGAGGAAACGAAAGAGAAUAGAAGAUACAGCUGAUACAACAUCGUAUAUGUUACAUCAUAGCCUUUUUUCGUAUCUGGAAAGCAAGAGAUCCAAUCCAGAUGGAAGUUCAAUGAUCGAUGAUUUUGAAAAUACAGCAAUUACAGAACAUCAUGCUGAUUGCAAUGAUAAAUUUGGCAGUAAAAAUGAACAAUUAUCUUUUGAGCUUGAAGAUGGUGAUAAUUCCUUGGAGCCAAUCCUUUGGAAAAUUGAAAUAGUGCAAUCUCGGAUUCACAAGCUGAAGAAUCAACUUGAUGUGGUGAUGUCAAAAAAUGCCGCUAAGUUUUCUUCCUCUGAGAAUUUAAGCCUUCUUGCACCUUGUGAUGUGCAGACUAGUUCUGCUCGUAGUCCUACAUUCUCUGCUGGCAAUGGAGAAACAAUGUCGGUAGGAGCUAUGCAUAAUGCAAAUCAGCAUAUCUCAGGUUAUGAUAUUGGAGAUUUGGUUAUGCCUGAUAGUGCAAUAUCAAGUUAUGGAGAGGCUAUUCAUGUACCUGAUAUAAUUGAGAGCACAGUAGGAAUGUUGGCUGCUGCAGAUGUUACCUUCCACCAGCCACAAAUUGGAGAUUCAUGUGAAGAUAUAGUGGAUAAUGUGCUGAUACAUACUGAAGCAGCUGAGGGAGAGACACACCCUUUCAUAGGGACGAAUAAUCAACUCCUAGAGAAGCAUCACGAACCAGAUAAAGGGGAAGAAGGAGAAAGCACCAAUCCUUGUUCAAUUUCUACCACAGAACCAGAUCCAAUGGCAAAAACCAUUGUGUCACAGGGGCAAUCAACUCUGAAAUCAUGUUUAGCCUCAGAUUUCCAAUUUCCAAAGAACAAGAGAAAGCGAGGAGAGAGGAAAGCUGGUUCAGGUGGUUGGAGCAAGAAAUGUUCAGGGGAGCCUGAUAGCCAGUGAUUUGUGGGAAUUCUCUAUCAAAACGGCUUGAAAAGUUUAAAAUGCAUGGCUUUUCUAAUAAGCUGCAAGAAAUGAUAGUGGCCUUAUUCUUGAAGCUUUGUCCUAAUAAACAUCAUAUAAAACUUCAGCACCAGCUGAUGGUAGCACUUGCUGGUCAAGAGCAUGCCAUUUGCACCUGUGCCAGGCAUAAAGACUGGUUUUUGGAGACUAGAUUGUAUGAGCAGCAGUGGUUUGUGUAUUGAUUCUGCUAGUUUUUAUGCUAGGUUUAGUCUGAAAACACGAGUGUAUCACUAACAUCUGGCAAGUUGAGCCAAUUAUGAUCCAAUAUCAAGAACUAGUGUGCAUUUCUAUUUUCAUGAAGGCUGCUGGAUUUUGAUGACUGUUUGUGGCUGUGGAAACAAAUAAAGUCCUGUAUCUCCUGGCAGAGGCUUUGUUUAGGCCUUCAAACUGUUAAUUUUACCUAAGUAUUCUGUCUUCUUCUUUUUCCC
This is a messenger RNA of Hevea brasiliensis (rubber tree), 2320 nucleotides long. RefSeq lists its product as uncharacterized. The transcript has 6 exons. Lineage: Eukaryota; Viridiplantae; Streptophyta; Magnoliopsida; Malpighiales; Euphorbiaceae. Bases 249 to 1832 code for a protein of 527 amino acids. The record is from RefSeq and is a predicted model, not a curated record.